AAAACUUUGUGCAAAGAGUAAUGAUUGGACGAUCUUCACGCAGCAGGAUGCCGGAGCGACAAAUCACAAGAAGAGCGUUUUGCCCGAGUCAGAAAUAGGGCGAAAGUAGUUGUCGCCACGGACUUCAAACGACACAAUCACGGCAUGAGUCGCAUGACUUUCCAUGGGAAUCAGUUUGCACCACCGAAAAUCUUUUGGAAAAUCCUGGCGAAGCGCGGCAUCUCACUGGGAACGGCGAAGAUUGACCCACAGCAAAUUGCAGUGCGGGCUCGUCGCGUUCUGUGCGUCGUCACCACGGUCAGGAGUUCAGAACUGAGGGUCCAAGCCCCGCACAAUACUGUCCUGUGUACGAUGCGCGGAUUAGUCAUUGUCUCUGCUGCGCCCAGAGGAGCAUCUGGGUAUUAUCGGGCCGUCCAAUCAGUCAUGCUCGGAUUGCUGCUCGUUGCUCGUAAAGGCAUCCGAGCCUGCAACCGCCAACGCGACUCUUGCAACCAACGCAGUCCUUGGUCAGUCGGAUUGCUGACAGCCAGCCACACCUGCCCGUUGCAGACAGGACAAAGGACGUCGCAAGUCUGCUGCAAGCAUGACAGGCAAAAAAGCAUUCCCCCGAUCAGCAUGUGCCCAACUGGUUCCGUCAUGGCCGGAGCCCCAGCCCAGGUUGGCGAGUUUGGCUAUCGAACGCCAACCGUGCGCUUACAGUUUUACGAGACAAGACGUCGUAAGCUGGAGGCGAAGCGACCAGGCUAGCCUGGGUACCUACCAGCCCACGACGAAGGUGGAGAGCGGCAACUCCCAACGUCUCAUCAACAAAGACAGCAUUCACAGGAAGAACCACAGCCUCCUGCGCUGCCGUCAGCCGCCGAGACAGCCGGCCGAGAUGCCCGCCUCGAUGGAUCGUUAUGGUGAUGUGUGCGUCCCGUAAAGCAAACGCCGUCCUCCCACGAGGCCAGGGCGGCCAACCCAUUCCGUGACCGGCGAGUGCGAUAUUUUCUGCACCUACGCAAUCUGGGCUUCCAUCAACUGCCUCCGACAGUCAGGUAUUCCAGAG
This is a messenger RNA of Westerdykella ornata, 1048 nucleotides long. RefSeq lists its product as uncharacterized. Bases 145 to 747 code for a protein of 200 amino acids. The transcript has a single exon. The record is from RefSeq and is a predicted model, not a curated record. NCBI's taxonomy places the organism in Eukaryota, Fungi, Ascomycota, Dothideomycetes, Pleosporales, Sporormiaceae.